Tripterygium wilfordii is the source of this 765-nucleotide messenger RNA. Its product is annotated as 40S ribosomal protein S26-3-like. The transcript is spliced from 5 exons. Gene Ontology annotation, cellular component: cytosolic small ribosomal subunit; ribosome. Gene Ontology annotation, biological process: translation. The coding region runs from base 122 to 520 and encodes 132 amino acids. The record is from RefSeq and is a predicted model, not a curated record. NCBI's taxonomy places the organism in Eukaryota, Viridiplantae, Streptophyta, Magnoliopsida, Celastrales, Celastraceae. Gene Ontology annotation, molecular function: structural constituent of ribosome; mRNA binding.
AUUGUGAAAAAUAAAUACCAUUCUACUCCCCUUGAUUGACCACACAAAACCCUAAUUUGAGCCGCAGAGUAUCCUUAACCUUGGUAGCCUUCUCCUUCUCUCUCGCAGUCGCUCGACAACCAUGACUUUCAAGCGCAGGAACGGGGGCCGCAACAAGCACGGCCGUGGCCACGUCAAGUUCAUCCGCUGCUCCAACUGCGGCAAAUGCUGCCCCAAGGACAAGGCUAUAAAGAGGUUCCUUGUGAGGAAUAUUGUUGAACAAGCUGCUGUUAGGGAUAUUCAAGAGGCUGGCGUCUAUGAGCAGUACACUCUACCUAAGCUGUAUGCGAAGGUGCAGUACUGUGUUUCAUGUGCUAUUCACUCUCAUGUGGUGAGGGUGCGUUCUCGCACUAACAGGAGGAUCCGUGAGCCGCCACAGCGUUUCGUCAGGCGCAGAGAUGAUCUGCCAAAGCCUGGUCAGCCUGGUCAGCCCGGCCAAGCACCUCGUCCUGCUGGAGCUGGCAACCCUGUCCGUGCUUGAGAUCCAAUCUGUUUCUGGACACUGUUUGCCUUCGUAUGGAUGUUUGGAAUUUUAUGAACUUCAGUUUCGUCUAGUGAAAUAAUAGUUUUUCAUGGCUGAGGAUUGUUUGUUUAUUUUGAGUUUGAAUUUGAGGUCUGUUGCUAAAGACAAGUUUUGACCUUUGAACUACUCUGUGUAUCAGUGAGCAUAGCUUACUUUUCUGGAAGACUUGAAGAACCCAACAAAUUUCUAGUCAUUCUUGUCAA